UGCUCAAAAUGUAAUGGCUCUGCAUUAGUCAAUUUUAUUUUAUAAUUUUAACAUGUAAACUUAAUAAUUAAAUCCUAUUUAAUCGACCCGUGACAUGGACGAAAUGUAGUUUGGUUUAUGGCAAAUUAAAACUGCUAUUUUGUUGUGAUUAAGAAGCAUUUUAUUUCCGACGUCAUCCUUCGCCGCAGUCCUACGCAGAGCCCUGCGCCUUCAUCCUGCACAUCAGUUUAUGUACCCAGAAGAGAGUGCCGCGAGGAUACUGAAAACAAAACCACAGAAAGGUACGUCGGAAAUAGUGUCAUUUUUUUGAGGUUAGAAUUGCACUUCCCUCGUUGCAUAUAACCUCACUUUUCUUCGAUUGUUCAACUAAAGUCACUACAAAUUAGUCCAAAAUGUCGUCACACAGUGAAAAUAACGGGCACAUUCCAGUUGAGAAGCUGGAUGGCUUGGCAAACUAUUCAAAUUGGAAAUUUGCCAUGAAAAUGUUGCUAACGCUGGAUGGUCUAUGGGGCUGUGUUGAAGGUACGGACACCAAUGCGACCCACGAAAGCCGCGCUUUAGCAAAGAUAUGUUUAACGAUCAAGCCCGCACUGUACCAGUACGUGCGAGAUGCCACGUCGGCAAAGGAUGCCUGGAAGAAACUCGCCGAUGCCUUCGAGUCCAAGGGCCUAUACCGAAAAGUGCUCUUGCUACGUCAACUGCAUAAAAUAGAAUAUAAUCAGUACAGCAGCAUGUCGGAAUAUGUCGAGGCGGUGAUGCGGCUCGUUCAACAGCUCGAUGAUAUAGGCAAGAAGAUAGACGAUGAUGAGGUAGCGGAGAUCCUGUUGAGUGGUUUAUCGCAGGAAUUUGACAACCUGGUGUCAGGUCUGGAAACCGCCUGUCUUACAAGCAAACUCACGGUGGAGCUCGUGCGUGCCAGAUUGCUACAAGAAGAACACCGGAGAAGUGCGAGUGACCAGGAGGGUGUGAAGGCCUACCUAGGAAGCAAAAAGAAGAAGUCGUCGCCUAUGUUUUGCCAGUUCUGCAAGAGGAGCGGACACACUAUCAAGCGUUGCUUUAAGCGCAAGAAGGAGCUGAAGAACAAUGAAGAGAAUCACACUAUGCUUGCAUCAGCCAUGGUAUGCAGCGGCAGCAGCUGCCAUGACUUUGUCGUGGAUUCUGGUGCGUCCCAACACAUGGUUGCUAAUAAGGAGCUACUAGAAGAACCUAGAGAAAGAAGACACCAUCAGUGGUAGUUGCGAGCCGUGCUUGACAGGCAAGAUGGUGCGAGCACCGUAUCCUGCUGUCAGCAUGAAGCGCACUACCCAACCACUUGAACUCGUCCAUUCAGAUGUGGCCGGACCUAUGCAAGUCGAAACUUGGGGUGGAGCUCGUUACCUUUUGACCUUCACAGAUGACCAUACCCGGAAAACGUGGGGCUACCUUAUGAAGCAUAAAUCAGAGGUGAGUUCACAUUUUAUUAAUUUUAAAACUAUGAUUGAGAAACAAUCUGGAUUUUUAAUAAAAUGUUUGCGCAGUGACAAUGGCCUUGAGUUUACAAACAAUAAACUGGCCAAUUAUCUUAAAGAACAAGGUAUUAUACAUCAAACCACUGUCCCUUACAAUCCUGCUCAAAAUGGAACAGCGGAAAGGGCUUUUAAAACGAUUUUUGAUAAAACUAGGGCUAUGCUGCAGGAAUCCGGCCUGUGUAACCGCUACUGGGGAGAGGCAGUUAUGACAGCCAUUUACCUGAAAAAUAGGUCUCCUACCAGAGCGCUUUCAGGUGGAAUUCCCGAGAGCUUAUGGACUGGGUCUCCUAUAGACAUCAGUCAUUUACGUGUCUUCGGGUGUACUGCUUAUGCACAUGUGCCUAGUCAAAAGCGUCAAAAACUUGAUGCAAGAGCAAAAGCGUUAAUUUUUGUUGGUUAUGGUGAAACUUUUAAAGGAUACCGUUUGAUUGAUCCCACUAAACCUCAUAGAGUAAUACAGUCCAGAUCUGUUAUUUUUAAUGAGGAUAAAUUUAUAGGAAAACAUGACAGUAGUAAAAAGACUUGUGGAGCCAAUUUUUAUAAUUACUAUAUCGAUAAAGACAAUUUUAAUAUUUCAAUGACUAAUAAUGAGAAUAAUUCUUUUAAUGCAUUGAAUAAUUUUAAUGAUGACUCUAAUUUUAAUGUUAAUGAUGUCAUUCAAAAUAAUGAAAAAGAUAAGUCAGCUGAGUGCUCAUCCUCUUCAAAUAAUGUUUCAGAUGCAGAGACCCUGACGCCACCGGCGUGGUCACCGCUCUCUGAGCACUACUGUACGGGCGAUGAAGGUGCAAGUGACAGUCCCGGUGAUGAAGAUUGCGUCCCAAAGGGCGCCUUGUCUUCUCUGCCGGAGUCAUCAUUUGAUAAUCAUGACAACGGUGAUGAAGUGGGUGCUCCAAGGGGUCCCGUGUCUUCUCUGCCGGAGUCUGCACCAAGUGAGCCGACGCUGCCGGUUGUUUCCGACACGUCUCGUUCACGUCCCGUACGUAAAACACGAGGUAAUGUGCCACAGCAUCUCAGAGACUACGAUUUAUCUAUGAUAGCGGACGGCUAUUCGCCAGAUGAGCCUGCAUCAUACCGUGAAGCCAUGCAAUCUUCUGAAAAGGAAGACUGGCAGCAGGCAAUGCAGUGUGAGUAUGACUCUUUAAUUAAAAACAAGGUAUGGAUCUUAGUAGACAGACCUGCAGAUGAAAACAUCGUCAAAUGUAAGUGGGUUUACAAAAAGAAACUCGACACCUCAGGUAAGCCUGCCAAAUUUAAAGCUAGGUUGGUUGCCCGUGGGUUUAGUCAAGUAGAGGGCAUUGACUAUACGGACACCUUUGCACCUGUAGUGAGGCAUAGCACACUGAGAAUAUUGUUUUCUAUUGCUACUGAAUUAAACUUACAAAUAGAUCAUAUCGAUGUUACAACUGCAUUUUUAAAUGGGGAAUUAAACGAAAAGAUUUAUAUGGAGCAGCCUUUAGGCUUUAAAAACUGUGAUAAGGUUUGUUUGCUUAAGAAGAGCUUAUACGGCCUUAAGCAAGCAAGCCGAAUGUGGAAUAUCAAAAUACAUGAUUUCUUAGCACAAAAUAAUUUUACUCAGAGCAAAUGUGAGCCAUGUAUUUAUACAAAGAAGACAAAGACUGAAUAUAUUAUUAUUGCAUUGUAUGUUGAUGAUUUUUAUGUAUUUCACAAUAAUUGUAUUAAUAAUAUUUUACAACUUUUACAAAAUAAUUUUGAAGUCCGUCAUUUGGGCAAAUUGAAUAAUUGUCUAGGAAUGAAUGUUUGUAGAGAAAAUGGUAUCACAACCUUAGAUCAAACUGAGUACAUAAAGCGUUUAUUAUUCAAGUAUAAUAUGUCAGAUUGUAAAUCUGUUUCAACACCUUUACCGGUUAAUUGUAAAUUACAAAAAUCAAAUAAGACAUGUUUAGAUGAUGAAGUCUAUCAGUACAGACAGUUAUUAGGAAGUCUAAUGUAUUUAUCAGUCUGUACUAGACCAGACAUUUCUUAUGCAUGUAGCCAACUUAGUAUGUUUAACACAUGUUUUGAUGAAAAUCAUUGGCGCAUGGCGAAGCGUGUGCUACGUUAUCUUAAAGGUACUAUUAAUUAUGGCCUUUGUUUCACAAAGAGCAAUACUUUUAACCUUACUGCAUACGCUGACGCAGACUGGGCCAAUGACCUUUCAGACCGCAAGUCCUAUACUGGCUUUGUGAUUAAGUUAGGAUCUAAUGUAAUUAACUGGGAGGCAAGAAAGCAACAAUGUACUUCUCUUUCAAGUUGCGAAUCAGAAUACGUAGCUAUUGGAGAUUGUUGUAAAGACAUAUGUUUUGUACGAAAUUUCUUGUCAGAAAUUAUCGAUAAAACUUUUAACACUGUCAUUUAUAAUGAUAGCCAAAGUGCUCAAAAAUUACUGUUAGUUAAAGAGCACUCCCACAAAAGAACAAAGCAUAUAGACCUAAGGUAUCACUUUAUUAAAGAUCUGAUUCAAAAAGGAAACUUAAAUGUAAGGUACUUGCAGACUGACAAAAUGGUAGCAGAUGUAUUAACAAAACCUUUAUGUGCUGAAAAACAUUGUAAAUUUAUUCAGGGACUUAAUGUUAAGCCUUUAAAAUGUUAAUUAAUUAAGAGCUACUUUCUCUACUCAUGAUUUUUAAAUGUGAUAUUCGUUCCUGUCUUACCUAGUUAUAGCUGCAUGUCUAUAUUUUAUGUCUAUGUGUUUUUACUAGACUUAAGCCUGCAGCAUGUAAUUUGUUAUAAGUAUGCUUUAUGUAGAGCCAUACUUAGAGCUUUUCUAGGCAUGUAAAGUGCAAGGAGGAGUGUUAGAAAUCGUGUAGUAUGCCCUUUACAUCUCAGUCUAUUAUUAUACAGGCAACACCUACUCUACGAUCAAUGUUGCCACCCUACACCUAUCCUUUUUUGUCUUUCGUUUC
Molecule: messenger RNA, 4411 nt
Organism: Cydia splendana
Lineage: Eukaryota; Metazoa; Arthropoda; Insecta; Lepidoptera; Tortricidae
Exons: 2
Coding region: 393-1235 (280 amino acids)
Source: RefSeq, a predicted model, not a curated record